CAGAACCCGGAAGUAUUACAACAAAACACUGCUCGGCUGCAGCACGCUAUAGCAGGGAAAGAUGUCUCAUGUUGUCAAAAAGAGAAAAUUGGAUAAAAGCCGGCAGGACCGACUUUAUUUCGACAGCUACUCCGAUGUGACUAUCCACGAGGAAAUGAUAGCGGACCACGUCCGCACCAACACGUACAGGACGGCGAUACAGAGGAACAGUGAGUCAAUCCGGGGGAAAGUUGUGCUGGACGUCGGGGCAGGAACCGGCGUUUUGAGCAUCUUCUGUGCUCAGGCUGGAGCUAAGAAAGUGUACGCAGUGGAAGCCUGCUCCAUAGCCGAGCAGGCGGUGAAAAUAGUCAAACACAACAACAUGGACGACAGAGUGGAGGUGAUUCGAGGGACGGUGGAGACGGUGGACCUACCGGAGAAGGUGGAGGUGAUAGUGAGCGAGUGGAUGGGUUAUGCCCUCCUCCACGAGUCCAUGCUCAACUCGGUCCUCUACGCCCGAGACAGGUGGCUGAAGCCGGGCGGCGUUAUUCUGCCGAGCAAAGCCGAGCUCUACAUCGCUCCCAUCAGCGACCCGGUGGUGGAGGACCGCUUACACUUCUGGUACACCGUCAAGGACCAGUACGGCGUCGAUAUGUCCUGCAUGUCCGACUUCGCCCAGAGGUGCAUCAUGAACUCGGACAUCACGGUGAACUCAGUGACCGUGGAGGACGUGCUCUCCCACCCGGCCCGCUUCGCCGAGCUCGACCUGUACUCGGUGACCGUGGAGGAGCUCCGCGCGGUGAAGGGCCACUUCAGGUGCGAGUCGUUCGGCUCGGCGGCGGUGAACGCGUUCUGUGUUUACUUCACGGUGACUUUCCCCUGCCCGGACAAACCGCUGGUGCUCUCCACGUCCCCGUUCAAACCGGAGACGCACUGGAAGCAGGCGGUGCUGUACCUCGACGCUCCGGUGGAAGUGGUGCAGGACACGCCGGUUACUGGAGAGGUCAGCAUGUACCCCUCGGAGGACAGCGCCAGACAUAUAUGUAUCCAUGUGGACUACAGUAUAGGAGAGCAGAAAACACAGUCCAAGACUUUCUCCAUCCCUGACUGGAGCUCUGAGGCUCAGUCAUAGUGGGACAUUAACAUUAGGUCAGUUUACAAACAUCACUGUCAAAUGCCCAAGACCUUGUCUCAUCAAAUGUUAUUGAAAUUCACCAACCUGGUCGUGGGGAUUUGGUGCAGCGAUUGUAUUUUUGACCCACGUGGUCACUUAGUUUUUAAAACAUUACAUCAGCUUCAUCCACAAAUAAAUGGAGGAUCUGCUGCUGAUCCAUAGAUCUCCAAGCCAACUUCUGUGCAUUUUCUAAACACACAAACAGUGGUUACUGCAGUCUAAUGCCAACUACAGUAUAUUUUUGUUUUGGCCCAUCUCAGAAUGAGAUUCUACAUCUCAUAGGGAUAUCCUUUCAAUACAUUCAAAUUCAUUUCAGUGUUUGUUAUGUUAAUGUUUGUUUUCACACCUAUAAAUAACACCUCAUUUGGAAGAGGGAAAAUGCAAACCCUGAUCAACUGUUCAUGCAUUAACCUCACUUAACCAAACGCCCAUUACGUAUAUUGUUGUGCUGUAUAUGCAUUCUGCAGCAUUUUAUAACAAAGCAUUGCAGUAGUACUGAGUGAGGCUGCAACUGACAGCUAUUUUUAUUAAUCAUUAAAAUGCAGACAGUCUUUGAGAAAUCAUUGGGUAUACAAAGAAAAAUUCAGAAAACUGGUAAGAAAACGCACCACAUCUCAAAUAUGUUGCUUUUCUAAAAGGAGAGGAAAAUUAAAAAGAGAUUCUCAGAGCUGAGAAGCUGGAGGUUGGGAUGACUUGGUGUUUUUGACUGAACAAAACGCCUCAGAAAUAGUUUACUAUCGUGGUGGUGGGGGGGAGGGGGGAAUGAUAACAGUAGAUUAUCAUUGUAGAAAUGCAUUUGAAACAACAUUUGGCUGUCAGUGGAGAUUAAAACUGUCCUGAAAAUGUGACUAAAGGUAUGAUUUUGAAGUGGUUUUGUAGUUCAUCUUUAAACAGCGUUAGACUGAUUUCCAAAGUGCUGAAUAAAGUCGACACCACGCCGCAGACAUGUAAUAUUCUGAUGAAUUCAAUCAUGAAUAUUGGGUGGAAUGGAAUCCAAAUGCUGCAUUCAGAUGAGCAUGGGACCGAUAUAUUGACUUGGACUAGCUGCAGUCAGGCAGGAGGCGGCAUCAUACAGGAGGUUUUUAAUGAAGUUCCAAAUUGGCUCAUUAUUUUGGCCUAAAACUAGGAUGAACCGUCAUCUGUUGACAGAAAACAGAAAGCUUCUGAUUCUGCUUCAGCAUUCUGUGAAAAACACGGACAAUCUGAGUUUAAGAGUGACAGAGUUUUUCAUCACUGUAACAGGCAACAGCAGAUUUUAUAGUUUGGGAUAUAACUCAUCAUUUAUUGACUGAAAAGGAUCUGGUCAGUGAUCAAUCACUGGUUUACCUGCUAUAUGUCAGAGCCAUUGUCUGCUCAGUGAGUGUGGAGGGUUUGUUGACAGCUAUAUUGCAGGGUCUUUGAUUAAAGUUAGUUUAAGUGACACCUCUGUGGGUCAAAUAGAAAUUGUGUACCAGUUGGGCUCUUUACUGAGCAAAUGGGAACUGGACUCUAAUAAAUGGACUGUUUUAUGUGCCACAAGUCUUAAGUUGAAAAAAAGAUAGUCCUCAAGAAAAAGGAUCAUGCGUCGACGCUAGUGCAGUUUUUUCUGCUACAUCUUCACUCAUUAAUCUAUAAUCUGCCACAUGGAAUCUCCAAGUUUAAGCACUCAUCUUGAAUUACUGCCAAGGGACAGGACUGUUCUUUAAAUGUGAGUCUCGUGUCUUUUUUCAGGAGAACAGAACUGCACUUUAUUUGAUUCAUUAUUCCAGUUUUAUUACAGAUUUUAGUAUCUAUAUAUUUCUGAGAUGGGUGGUGCUCUUUCUGUGUCAGAAUACAAGCAUUUUUAUAUUCCUGUUACAAAUACUAAUACUAAUACAUUAUUAACCUCCUAUGACCUCCCGCCCACAUAUGUAGACAUCUUUUAUUUUGAAUUAAUUACAGCGAAAAUACCGCGUUAAAAAUAACGCAAUUGAUUACACCCUCCUCGGCUCCCUCAUUUCUGGCACACCGGUAACUCUGAUGAACACUCCAGCCCAGUAGGUGGCGGUAAUGAACCUAAAGUCUGUUUGUAGCCAUGAAGAAGAAGCACAGGAAGCACUGAGUGAAGUCAGGCGCUGAUGAACAGUGAAGGAAGACCAGAUUGAGCUUGUUGGGCAGAAGGUUUUCUUUUAAAAAUCUUCCCGAUGGCAGCUUGGAUAAAAGCCUGGUUGUGUGCAAAUUGUACAACAAAGAGUUUUCUGAUCACUGCGUCCCUUCAAGCCGACGGUAUCACCUCAAUGUAAAACAUGUUGCUGUUAGCACCAGAGCUAACGUUAGCUACGAGUCAUGCUAACGGCUAACGGUGUAGCCAUCCCAUAAUAGACCACUUUUCUAGACGGUGCUUGAGUUUACAGAAAGUCUUAAAAUGUUGAAUAAAAUCGCUAUAAUUGCACUUAGAUUUGCAGUAAUCUGUGAAUGUAGCAGACAGAUGAAAAAUGCAGAUAAAUAGAAAUGAAACAUUUUUGUGGUUUAAGGUUUUACUCCAUUGAGGCUCUGCCUCCUUGGAGGAGGAAUAACCUAAACAACAAAAAUAUCUCUUUUAAUAACUUAAUUAUAAACUUUUUGUUUAUAAAAAAUUACAUAAAAAUUGAUAUUCCUAUAAAAAGAACCAUCAAAAUUCCACCAUUUAUCAGACCCAGAAAAGAUGAAAAUAGAAUGAAUCUCUGGAUUUUCAACUUUCUGAAGCUCCUUGAACUACUUAUGCUGAUUUUAUGUGCCAUACAGUGGAAAAUAAAUUCAGGCUUUAAAAUCACUUUUUUCUAUAUGUCCCAUUUUCCUUUUUUAAAAUAAAUUUUAAAUUAUAUACA
Molecule: messenger RNA, 3978 nt
Organism: Amphiprion ocellaris (clown anemonefish)
Lineage: Eukaryota; Metazoa; Chordata; Actinopteri; Pomacentridae
Gene: prmt6
Product: protein arginine methyltransferase 6
Exons: 1
Coding region: 62-1111 (349 amino acids)
Biological process (GO): peptidyl-arginine methylation
Molecular function (GO): protein-arginine N-methyltransferase activity
Source: RefSeq, a predicted model, not a curated record